AUGUUGCCAGAGUCGUCUGUUUUCCACCAAGAAAUCGGUGCAGUUUACAUGGAGUCUGUGUUCUUGGAGCGGCCGGCAGCAGGUCAGAUCCUGGGCGUGGCGUCCCGGCGGCGCCGAGCCAACUCCUUCUUCCUGGAGGAGAUGUUGCCCGGAGACCUGGAGCGGGAAUGUCACGAAGAGCGCUGCUCGCAGGAAGAGGCCACCGAGAUCUUCAGGACCACCGAGAAGACGAUGGAGUUCUGGUACAAAUACACUAAUCUGGACCCGUGUCGGACCAACCCCUGUCAGAACGGAGGCAUCUGCACUCUGGACCGCGGACACUUCCUGUGUCUCUGUUCCCCACAGUACAGCGGCAAGACCUGCGAAUCAGAGGUGUUGCAGUGUUACUACAGAAACGGAGGCUGUAUGCAGUACUGCUCCGACCUGCUGGGGGGCGCUGGAGUUCAGUGUGGCUGCGCUGACGGAUUCAAACUGGACCCUGACGGACACAGCUGCUCCGAGACCGUGGCGUUCCCCUGUGGCCGACAGCAGUCAGAGCUGUCAUCGUACCAAAGUCGCUCUGACCGAGUCACCAUGGAGACGGACGCCAUGUGGGACGCCAAAAGCACCGACGGCUGGGCGGCGAUCCUGCAGAACCGACAACGGAACGGUCGCCAUGACGCCGCUGUAUCGUGGGGGGUGCUGGAUAAACCGGGGAGUCCCUGGCAGGUUCUGCUCCGCAGGUCUGAUGGUUAUGGUUUCUGUGGAGGAACUCUGGUUUCCGAUCGUUGGGUCGUCUCUGCUGCUCACUGCCUCGAGGAGACUGUAGACCAUGUGACAAUAGGUGAUUAUGAUAAGCACCGUCCUGAUCCAGGUGAACAGCUGAUUAAAGUCCAGAAGGUUGUCGUCCAUCCUCACUUCCAUUCCUUCACCUUCGACAGCGACAUUGCUCUGCUGUUACUGGCCCAGCCCAUUGCCCGGGGCAACACUGCCAUCCCCGCCUGCCUGCCUGACCCCCACCUCUCCACUUACCUGCUGCAGGCAGGAAACCGUGGCGUGGUGACAGGCUGGGGGCUCACGCAGCACCUGGGUCGGUCCUCCCGCUUCCUCAGGAAGGUGACACUUCCUGUCGUCAGCUACCCAGAAUGCAUCGCUUCCACUGAACAGGUGAUAACAGACAACAUGUUCUGUGCCGGGUACCUGUCUGUCUCUCAGGACGCCUGCAGUGGAGACAGCGGUGGUCCGUUCCUGGUCAACUACCGAGGAACCUGGUUCCUGACCGGCGUGGUCAGCUGGGGGGAGAAGUGUGCCGCCGUCGGCAAGUUCGGGGUCUAUACCCGCCUGGGCAACUUCCUGUCCUGGAUCAGAGACACCAUGAGACAGAGACAGAGAGACACCGUGGACCCACGGGGGCUCAGAGACACGGUGGACCCACGGGGACUCAGAGACACGGUAGACACACCAGAGAUCAGAGACAGUGUGGACACACCAGAGAUCAGAGACAGUGUGGACACACCGGAGAUCAGAGACAGCGUGGACACACCGGAGAUCAGAGACACCGUGGACACACCAGAGAUCAGAGACAGUGUGGACACACCAGAGAUCAGAGACACAGUAGACCCACCAGAGAUCAGAGACAGCGUGGACACACCGGAGAUCAGAGACACCGUGGACACACCGGAGAUCAGAGACAACGUGGACACACCGGAGAUCAGAGACACCGUGGACACACCGGAGAUCAGAGACACAGUAGACCCCGUGGAAUCUGGGCUCAGAGAUACGGUGGACCCACCGAACCUUAAAGAGACCGAGAGCCAAGACACAGGAACAAUCAGACCGGAGCUCAGAGACACCGUGGAUCUUUAUGUCUGA
Perca flavescens (yellow perch) is the source of this 1851-nucleotide messenger RNA. Its product is annotated as coagulation factor VII. Gene Ontology annotation, biological process: proteolysis. Gene Ontology annotation, molecular function: serine-type endopeptidase activity; calcium ion binding. The coding region runs from base 1 to 1851 and encodes 616 amino acids. The record is from RefSeq and is a predicted model, not a curated record. Lineage: Eukaryota; Metazoa; Chordata; Actinopteri; Perciformes; Percidae. The transcript has 11 exons. Gene Ontology annotation, cellular component: extracellular region.